AUGGAUGAUGGAUCUAAAGUAGGUAAAGGUUUAAAAUUAAGUACUAAUAGUUUUACUCAUGAUGAACUAUUAUUUUUAAUUAGUAUACUUAAGAAUAAAUAUAACCUUACUUGUUCUAUACAAUCUGCAGCUGCUUUAGUAUGUAUGCAUUUAAUGGCAUUACAUGUUAAUGGAUCAUCUAACCCAUUAGGUAUUACUGGUAAUGUUGAUAGAUUACCUAUGCAUCCUUACUUUAUCUUUAAAGAUUUAGUUACUGUAUUUGUUUUCUUAUUAAUAUUUAGUUUAUUUGUAUUCUAUUCACCAAAUACAUUAGGUCACCCUGAUAACUAUAUACCUGGUAACCCAUUAGUUACUCCUCCAUCUAUUGUUCCUGAGUGA
Molecule: messenger RNA, 378 nt
Organism: Lodderomyces margitis
Lineage: Eukaryota; Fungi; Ascomycota; Pichiomycetes; Serinales; Debaryomycetaceae
Exons: 2
Coding region: 1-378 (125 amino acids)
Biological process (GO): mitochondrial electron transport, ubiquinol to cytochrome c
Cellular component (GO): membrane
Molecular function (GO): endonuclease activity; electron transfer activity
Source: RefSeq, a predicted model, not a curated record